Numida meleagris (helmeted guineafowl) is the source of this 8211-nucleotide messenger RNA. RefSeq names its product gamma-aminobutyric acid type A receptor alpha2 subunit (gene GABRA2). The record is from RefSeq and is a predicted model, not a curated record. The coding region runs from base 302 to 1669 and encodes 455 amino acids. Lineage: Eukaryota; Metazoa; Chordata; Aves; Galliformes; Numididae. Gene Ontology annotation, cellular component: GABA-A receptor complex; dendrite membrane; synapse. Gene Ontology annotation, biological process: synaptic transmission, GABAergic; nervous system process; gamma-aminobutyric acid signaling pathway. The transcript has 10 exons. Gene Ontology annotation, molecular function: GABA-A receptor activity; transmitter-gated monoatomic ion channel activity involved in regulation of postsynaptic membrane potential; GABA-gated chloride ion channel activity.
CGCCGCCGCCCUCCCUCCGCCUGCCCCCUCCCCUCCCCGCCUGCUCCCAGCUUACGGAAAAGGAAAGCAUCUGAUGCGUCUGCUCACAUGCCACUUCUGAUCACCCGUUGCCUCUUUACACCGAGCAGGAUCGCCGGGGAAGAUGGAGACGCACUAAGUUGCCCGUAGCGCGAAGUGCUGCAGGACCCGCCGCUCCGCUCCCCGCGAAGUGACACCGCUCCCGGGUGAAGUUGGAGCGCGGCGGCGGCUGAGCGCGGCUCUGUGUUUCUCUCCGCGGCUGUAGGUGGUGCGGAGCGCGGCGAUGAAGAGGCAGCCAGCACCCCGCGGGACGCGCCUGGUGCUCCUCGCCCUGCUGGCGUGGCUGUCUACAAGAUCAGUGCUGGCUGACUCCCUGGAAGAUGAAGCUAAGAAUAACAUCACCAUCUUUACAAGAAUUCUAGACAGACUUCUGGAUGGUUAUGAUAAUCGUCUUAGACCUGGAUUAGGAGAUAGUAUUACUGAAGUCUUCACCAACAUAUAUGUGACCAGUUUUGGACCUGUUUCAGACACAGACAUGGAAUACACAAUAGAUGUCUUCUUCCGUCAGAGAUGGAAGGAUGAGAGGUUAAAAUUUAAGGGCCCAAUGAAUAUUCUUCGAUUGAACAAUUUAAUGGCCAGCAAAAUCUGGACCCCAGAUACAUUUUUUCACAAUGGAAAGAAGUCAGUUGCUCAUAACAUGACAAUGCCUAACAAGCUUCUACGAAUCCAAGAUGAUGGAACUCUUUUGUACACUAUGAGGCUUACAGUCCAAGCUGAAUGUCCAAUGCACUUGGAGGACUUCCCUAUGGAUGCUCAUUCAUGCCCAUUGAAAUUUGGCAGCUAUGCAUACACAACAUCAGAAGUGACAUAUAUUUGGACUUAUAAUGCUUCAGAUUCUGUACAGGUGGCACCAGAUGGUUCAAGAUUAAAUCAGUAUGAUCUUUUGGGCCAAACAAUUGGAAAAGAGACAGUUAAAUCAAGUACAGGCGAAUAUACAGUAAUGACGGCUCAUUUUCACUUGAAGAGAAAAAUUGGUUAUUUUGUCAUUCAGACGUACCUGCCAUGUAUCAUGACUGUCAUUCUCUCUCAAGUCUCAUUCUGGCUGAACAGAGAAUCUGUACCGGCCAGGACAGUCUUUGGAGUUACUACUGUGUUGACAAUGACAACACUGAGCAUCAGUGCUCGAAAUUCACUCCCCAAAGUAGCAUAUGCAACAGCUAUGGAUUGGUUUAUCGCUGUUUGUUAUGCAUUUGUAUUCUCUGCAUUAAUUGAAUUUGCAACUGUAAAUUAUUUCACAAAACGAGGAUGGGCCUGGGAUGGAAAAAGUGUAGUGAAUGAUAAGAAAAAAGAAAAAGCAUCUGUCAUUAAGAAAAACAAUGCCUAUGCAGUGGCUGUUGCCAACUAUGCUCCAAAUAUUACCAAGGACUCAGUGCUACCAACCAUCUCCAAGAGCGCUACAACUGCAGAACCCAACAAGGCAAAACCAGAAGCGAAGCCACAGGAAGCAAAGAAGACAUUCAACAGUGUUAGUAAAAUUGACAGAAUGUCUAGAAUAGUGUUUCCAGUCUUAUUUGGUACUUUUAAUUUAGUGUACUGGGCUACAUAUUUAAACAGGGAGCCUGUCUUACUUGGCUUUGCACCAUCAACCUAAAACCUGAAUUGCACUGAGGACUUAAAACAUCAUUCUAAUCAGAUAGGUUGUCCGCUAUGUACAGUACGACUAAUAACUGCUAAUCCGUGAACCAUUAUGUACAGAGUGUAUAUAGAUGUCUUAUCUGUGUAUCUCCAAAGGAGGGACACAGUGUUAAUUCAUGGGACUGUAAACAGAUAGCACCCAUGGCAAAUAUAGCCAACUCUUUAAAAGUUAUACCCAGGGGAGUUCUGUUAAACAAGGAUUCAAAUAUACAGAAUUAUAUUCUCACCGUACAAAGAAAUAAAGAAAUGAUCCUACAUAAUUAUUUAGGAACAGUAUUUUUUUAAUUUAAAGUUAAAAUAUUUUUCUAUAAAGUAACUAAUUCUACUUUAAUGAAAGGAAUUGUCAUUUAAAAAUGAUUUUUUUAAAAGAGUGUAAUUGUUUCAUACAAUAGCAGUACCCAUGUACAUAGGAGUACGGAGGUCAAACACUUCUGUUGUUCACAAUAAUUCUGGAUACUAGUUAGGCUGAGGAGGUAGUAAAGGCUACUAUAUUGCAAAAGCCACAAGUUUCUUACUUCUGUCCUGUUUGAAGUCGUUAAUAAACUACUACAGUUAAUUUCAGAGAAAAGUAAGUGUUAAUCAGAUUUCUAAUAUUAAUCAACUUUCACUCUUCACUGUUUUCUUAAUUUGAUGUUGCUAAACCAGGUUGUCUGUCUCAACAAAGUUGGAUUUUUCUGUUUCUUGAUUUUUCUGCUUCUUGAUUUUGUCUUAAUUAGAUUAUUGUCAGGUUCAUAAAAGCACUCAGAAAUCUUUCAGGGUGAAGUAUAUCAGUAACAUAAUUCAUUCUUUUCCUUGCUUAGUGUUAUUCUAAAACCUGCCAUUAAAAAAUUUGCCUGCAUUUUUCCCAGAAAGCAUUGUUUUCACAGGGAAAAAGAAUUCAUGAUUUAAGUUCAGGAAAUUGUGCAUAUGAAUAAAAUUUAUUGCUGCUUUUGUAAAUUGCAACUUUACAUUUCGCUGACAUAAAUUUCCAACAACUUUGUAUACUAGAAAUGGUUUUGCUAAGAUUUGAAUGUUAUUUUUUUAAUAAAAGGUCAUUCAUCAUCAGUAGGUAUCAACUGUAUUUCAUAUAUAUGAAUAUAACAAAAUUGGAGCUGCAAUUUGCAAUUUUAUAUGAACAUUUAUUACUGACCAGUAAAACUGUUUUUCAUCUGAGCCUUUGCAAAGAUUCUUUAUGCCCCUAAAGACCUGCUAAAUCAUGACGUAAGUAGUAAUUGUGUACUGCAUUUAGAACUUAGUAUAUGUGGCCAGUCAAAAAUAUUUUGAUUCACACAUACAUUAGCAGUUAUUAGUUGACCUUUAGAAAAAGAUACACCUUUAUGAUGAUGUCUUCUAGUAGACAUAUGUAGUCGUAUAGUGUCAUUUAUUGCAGUUUUGUACAGUACUUGAGUAUAGUGCAUAAAAUAGGUAUGUUCAGAGUUUAACAAAGUUGUAAAAAUAUUUCUAAAAUCAAAUAAAAGAGUAUCUUAAGACAUGGAAAUGUGUUACAAACAACAAAAAGAAACACUGCUUUUAUUUGUUGUUUUAUUUUCUUGCACUUUCUUUGCUUUUAAUGUGAUUCUGUUUUGUACUUUGUGUGACUGUAUAGAUGCCAAGGUCACAAAUGCAUUUUAUGAAUAGAAUUAGUAGUCAAGACAGAGUUAACAUCAGCAAAAUAAAGAAGUCAGCAAAAUAAAGGGAGAAACAUGGACGAGGUGUGUAUCCCUAUAAGUCCCUCUGAUUAAACUCUCAGAUUAAGCCUUUCUCAUCAAUGGUAGUUAAAAAAGAGCACUUUACUCAUAAAAUUAAAAUAAAAAUAUCCUUAUUUUCAUAUAUAUUUAUAUAUAAAUGUAGAUCUUCCAUGUAAUAUGGAGAUGUGUGCAAUAGUGUGAUUAUGAGCAUAAGGCUGGAAGGCAAGCAAUAAAAGAGGUUUCUUUCAUAAUAUAGUUAUACAUUUUUAAAAUGUUUUGUUUGUAAUUAUAAAUUAUCCCUUUAUUGUCACAUUGUCCAGGUAUGAAUAAAUAUAUAAAUAUGUACAUAUGUACAAAUAAUUGUAAAUAUUAGAACUGUAGAAAGUCCCCUUCACUUUUAAUUCUGUUUUUGGCAAAGGGCUCUGACUGUAUAGUUUAAUGGAGGCCCAUGCUUGAUUUUGUUUUCUGUAGCUGAGGUCUUCUUUCUGUGACCUAGUGAGAGUUCUUAUCUUCAGUUCACAUCAGCAAGAUAUAGGGACUCUGAAACUCACUGACUGGGCUUUGAGGAAGAGAAGUUUGUGUUUCAACCUUGGCCACAUCCCAGAUACUCCAAAAGCUUCACAGUGUUCAAAUAAUGUGCAUUUCUCUACGGAUGAUACUGUGUAGUCAGAACUCUCCCAACUAUGAACAUGCCUGUAUUCAGACACAUGUUGGAUUACCUAAUAAGGAAGGAUUUUGCAUCCUUAUACAAGAACAGAUGCCCUCAAAUCUUUUACCUGUACAAGUCCUCUUCUUCUUUCUGGUAGAUAAUAUCUGUGUAAUUUUCCGUUGCAUGCAAAAAGAAUUUCUUCGUUUGCACAAGAGGCCUGGUGCUGUCUCAUAUUAGCCAGCUCUGCUGCUACUGCCUCUAUUGGGUGCAACUGUUCUUUUCAUUCACUGACCAUUUUCUCUAUGUCUUAUGCCUAGAUACAAUCAAGUAAAAGAAGAGGCGUUUAUCAUGUACUGAACAUACUUUUAUCAUGCACUAAUAUAGAAAAAUAAGCUUACUAUAUAAAUUCACUCUGUUAAUCAUGUUAAAUAGCCACAUGCAGUUCCUGUGGGCAUCAGCAUGGUUUUUGAGUGUGUACACUACAUAAAAGGUUCACUUUUACACUUAGCUCAGUUGGUUUGCAUUCAAGCAAUCUCAUGUGGGAGAAAGGAAUCUGCCUUAUUAUUUCACUACUGAAAUACUGAAAAUAAGCAAAUUGAUUACACAUAAAUUGCAAACUUGUAAGACUGACAGCUGGAUAAGUGAACACGGGCAUCAUGCAGGGAAUGCUGAAAAUGGGCCUUCUUUCCAUUUAGUGAUAUAAGUUCUGUGUAUAUUAGUUUAAAGCUUGUUUCAGAAAUGCAUGUGCCAAACACAUAAAAUUUUCUUUUAUUUCAAGUAAGACUUGCUGAUAUUAAACACUUAGAGGGCAUGAGUGAAUAAAUGCAGGUCACCACUAUCAAAGACUUGCGCAUGGAAUCUACCUGUGAAAUUCUGACUGGCAUACUAGUUUAAUUUAUUUUUCCUGUUAUUCUUGAAUCAGGGUGUCAUGUCAUUUUUUAUGUAACUUAAGGAACAAAUAGAUAUAUACAAUGAUACAAUACUGCGGUAAACAUGGAUUGGAAUUAUCUUAAUUCUGAACAAGGUUAAUGGAAUAAGUUUCCAGUGUAGUACUGGAACAUGUAAUUCUGGAUGCAUGUGGACAGUAAUUUAACAGUAAUUUAUAUAUCAGCAUGAAGAAUAUAGAGAUCAGCAGGGUUUAUCAGCCAGGGUUGUCUGCUGGAGGCUUCUUAGCAGAUUGCUUUUAAAACUGGAGUUUCCAGAAUUUUUGAUCAUGUUGUAGCCAAUGAAAUUAACUUUGCCUUCCAUAUCUGGGCAAAUCAACUCGUAACUGCUGCGUCACUGAACAUCUUAAAAAAUUAUUACUGUAGGUGCUGUGAGAUAGGAGCUUUAGCUUGAGAGAUUAUUCAUACCACUGAAUAUUAUGCUAAAUUAAGGAGCUGGUCUGCAUUUAUAGUCAUGGGAGAGAGAACAAAAGCGCUUCAAUAGACGCCAGACAGGAACAUUACCGAAUCACCUUCUCUUCCCAGUGGUUAUAGAUAACAGGGGGUGGUGAGAUUUUAAAGUGGGCUGACUUUUGCCUGUCUGUGUGAAAGCAGCCAGCAGCAGAUGAAAGAAUAUAUGGAUGUAUUGAGGAGGAAAGGUGUAAAGAGAAGAAAAUGACAGUGUUACUCUGUCUGUGGAUUGUAAGAUGAUAGAUGAAGAAACUAUUGAAGGAGAUAAUGUGUAUUUUUUUUCAGGUUCAGUUCUCAGCUUUCAUUGCUAUAUGUGUGUUGUGGGAAAGUAACUUUUAGAGCAUGUGAAACUGAAAUACUUCUUGCAUAAUUCUGCUGAACUUGAGGGAAAUGAUUUGUGCCUUUGAAAUGGAGAGGUUUCUACUGACUACUUACAAAAACCAUGCAAAAUGUUGUGUGCUUCCUGCCAUUUCUGAGAACUAAGGCAGAAGGGGGAAAGAGGCUUCCGGAGUAAAGCAGAAAUUUGUUAAUACCAGGCUUUAUUUCCUUAAGAGGUGUGACUUUCACUUAUGCACAGAUAGCCAAUAUUCAUCCUCCAUACUAUUCUGAAAGGUUAGUAGGGCACAAGUUUUUGGUUUUUUACAAAAUAGACGAAGUUUAUACUUCUGUCCAUUCCUAGCGAAUUUGAAUGAAAGACAAUUUCAGUAUGGAUGUGAAGAGGCCAGCUCAUAAUGUGCAAACAUAUAACACUAAAUUAGAUAGGUAAUACAGUGAGUUUUGAAACAAAGUAAGAUAACAUUCUAAAAUGAACCACUAAAGCUACAUGGCUUCAUUAAAACAAAAAUCAAAGCAAAACAAAAGCAAGAGUAUGAUAAAAAUGCAAUUGUCUGAACAAAUCUAAAAUAAAGUAGAAUCUCUAAAUGUGGUAAAAUGUAACCUUGAAACAUUAAAAUGAGAGAAAAAAGGCAUGUCACGCUUCAGCCUCCAAUAAAGGGAAUGGCUCUUUAGAAAGUAGACUUUGGGGAUUCCUUUCACCCCUUCAAAAUGACAAUGUAUCUUUAGCUAGAAUGCUGUUAAUUUGCAGUAAAACCUUAAGCAUCCCUUUAACAUUUCCUUCUAUUUUUUUUCUAGUCCUGGGGAUCUUCCCUUACGUCAUUUCUGCAGAUAACCCAAACUCCCUACCAACCAGAACUUUUAACUCUGCAGUUAUGAAUUCUAAUAUUAAUUCCAGCCUUCUGAGGAUCAGUGACUGUCUUCAUUGCUUUAGAACUAAAGCAGUUAAAUUUAACUUAAAGUCUCAAAAGUUUGUUUCCGUGAAUGGCAUACGUUAAGUAUAGAAAAAGUUUGUUUUCCUUUAUUUCAUUUAAUUUUCUUUCUUCUAGAUUUAGAUCUCUCUAGGUGAAUUCUUGUACUGAGUAAGACCUAAUCAGGUCUAAGUAAGACCUAAUCAGGACUGAGAUCAGAGUAAAACUUGGACUGAAUUUAAAGGAAAACUGAUAAGGAAGUUACUUGAUAUCACUGCAGUCGCUAAUCUUGUUUUUUCUGGAAGGGCAAUACACCUUAGAGUAUACUUGGGCCCUCCUUUGGAUAGAGAGUUCUCUAACCCAAGAAAAAUCUUAAAAGAGGAACCAACCGUACUGAAAUAUGAGACGAUGUCAGUUUUAACCCUGGUACAUAUUAAUGCCUUUUAAGAGUAUUUUGAAAGUGCCGUGAGUUAGGAGUGGGUGCUAACACUCUCAAAAAGGAAUUUGGAAGAUGUUUUAAAAUAUGCAAGAUUAUGUAUACUCUUUCUCUGCUGUUGGUGUCCACAUAAAUAUAUAUGAAUAUAUUUUUAUUGUUGUAUGAUUUAAAAGUUAUAUUCUGUUUUCAAAUUUAAAAUCCUUGUAUAACACUUAAUUCUUCACUUGAUUGAGUUGCUUGGAGCACGUGUUUAUGCAUUCAAGAUGUUUAAUGAUUGCACAGUGUGCUUUCAUUCAUCUGAUAUACAAAGAGGUAAGAUUCAACAAGUUGAAGUGUAUUUGUUUUCCAGUAUUUCAUCCAUCUAUCUAUUCUGUUGGGGAUGGAGAGAAUGGAACGAGAUAAUGCUUUGAUCAACUGCUUUUGAUAUUCUUUAAUAGAUGUUCAUUUUUGCUGAAUUUAUUAGUUUAUAGGCUACUAUAGCUUAGUAUUAGCAUGGAAUGCAAUGUAGUACUUUACAUCUAUUAGAAUACACGCAUACAAUAUGCACCAUAUCUAUAAACUGCUAAAAAAUCAGUUCCUAAAUGUUUCUUCACCUUCUACCUUCCAGCAUAGUCACUUUAUUAGGAAACUUUAAAGGCACUUUAAUUUUAAUGAAAGUGAUUAGAUUAAAUAUGAUUUAAAAAAGUAAUAAAAAUAAUGUGGAGUCUGAUUCAGACAUUAACAAUUUCUCAGCUGGACUGCAGUCAGAAAACAUUUAUAUAUUGAAUAACAAAUUUAUUUUAGAGAGUCACUUAGAUGUGAAAAUGUAUGGGAGUGUGAAAAUACAUGUUUCCAGUGUAUUAACAAGAAAUAUGGAAAAAGGAAGAAUGGAACCGAUAAUUCUAAAGAAAAUUGAACACCAAUCAAAUAUACACAGUAAGAAACUGCAUGAAAAAUGUAAGUAUUCUUAACCUUGAACAUCAACAUCAUGUAAAAUCUUCUGGGUGAAAGUUCACUUAUUUAGUAGGUUUCAUAGUUACAAAUAAUUAAAGAGGAUGAUAAUAUUCUGUAAUUUGUGACCUUGUUUUAACUGGAAAAAGUUGUUACUUUUCUAAAAUGUAAAAGAAAU